This is a messenger RNA of Phyllopteryx taeniolatus (common seadragon), 3300 nucleotides long. Its product is annotated as fibronectin type III domain-containing protein 7-like. Gene Ontology annotation, molecular function: protein binding. The coding region runs from base 23 to 2554 and encodes 843 amino acids. Lineage: Eukaryota; Metazoa; Chordata; Actinopteri; Syngnathiformes; Syngnathidae. The transcript has 13 exons. The record is from RefSeq and is a predicted model, not a curated record.
GACAAAACAACAAAAAGUGAGAAUGGGUGCAUUGAAGGGUUUGGUUACCAGUACUUUGGUCUUGCUGUGUAUAUGCACAGAGGCUUCAGCUCAAACCGCAUUUACAGCAUCAGUGUUCACAAAAACAUCCAGGAGUGCAACUCUCCAAUGGAACAGGUAUGAUGGAGCCAGCUCAUACCUGAUCACUGUGUCCCUAGAAGGCACGCAAGACAUCAUUGCUUUCACCCAAUUUGGUGAAAAUACAGUCAUGGGCACUCUCAACUCUCUCUCCCCGAACACCUUAUAUGUCUUCACGGUUCAACCUCUGGAUAUUAACCAAAUCCCACAGGACAUGACAACUGUUCAGUUAUUAACAGCACCUGAGUUGAUGGCUCCCAUCCAGAAAGUCAAGCCAAAGGACAGCCAAACCUUAAUAGUUGAAUUUAACUUGGUCACUGGAGCAACUCAUUACAUUGUACGGGUCCAAAGUUCUGAUAGGUCUUAUAGAGAGGAAAGAGUUUAUUCAUCCCCAGCCGAGAUCAAUUCCCUCAUACCGUACACUGAGUAUACAUUGAGCAUCAUGGCAGGGAAUAGCGGAGGCCGCAAUCAGCCGUCUCCCUCUGUGACGGGAAAAACAGUUUUACCUCCUCUUCAGCUCUCCGCUUCUUCUCCCAGUAAUGACAGCAUUGUUAUAUCCUGGGACCCCAUUGACAGUGCUGUCCAGUACACUGUGGUCAUGUACGAGGUUUUCUCCAACACAACCAUUAAACAGAACACGUCCAGCACCAGUGUGACAUUCUCUGGACUGGAUGCUGGCUCACUCUUCAUGAUAAUGGGGUAUGGCUGGGAUGCUGAAGAGAGAAAGGGAGAGGGAAGUUUGUACAUCAACCAGACAACACGACCUCCAAUGCCGGCUUCCGUUGAUGUCUCAGUGGUGAUGAGUGCCGAUCAAGCUGUACUGUCUGUGUCCUGCGAAUCAAAUCAGGAGGCUUACGGCAACAUAGAGUACUAUGUGAUGAGUGAUCAGAACCUCACUUGUAACACCACAUCCAGCCCCUGCCUCCUCUCACCAGUUGGCUGUGGUGAGGUGCAUAUUAUCCAGGUUAUCGCCUCCAAUGACGCAGGGCCUGGCUACCCAUCAAGCCCUGUUGAGUUCAUCACCUUCCCCUGCACACCUGAAUCUUUAGCUUUGGUGGAGUCAAUGGAAGGAAACUGCACUCUGUCCUGGGAUACAGAGCCCUAUGCGGAUAGCUACAUGGCCUACAUCAAGAAAGGGGAUGGAAGUGAGGAGACAUGCAACACGACUAACAACAAUUGCACCUACCACUGCCAAUGCGGCUAUAUGUUCCAUAUGUAUGUGUUCGCCUACAACCAUGCCGGCUCCAGUCCUCAAGGACCUGUUGUCAACUAUACCUCAUUGCCCUGUUGUCCAGAGGAUGUGUCCGUCUCCCUGGUGAGCACGGAAACUCUCGAGAUCACAUGGGCAGCAUCUCGGGGGGCAGAUCUCUAUGAGACUCGAGUAGCGGAUAUUUCAGAAGUCGUCUUGUGCAAUGACACUGCACCGGUGUGCGCCCUCUCCGACCUCAGCUGUGAUAGCGCCUACAGUGUGGUUGUGACACCCUGCAAUGACAUGAGCGGCUGUAAUUUUGCAUGCAAUGCUCACACAAAAGACACAGCUCCAUGCAUGCCCAUGUAUAUCCAGCUUGAUCCCAAAAACUCAUCCUGUGUCAGCGUGAGCUGGAGAGCAAGCAACCGUGCUGCCAAUUACAGUGUGAGUGCAAUGGGAGAAGAUGGCACACACACCUGCAUCUCUAGUGGAAGUAGCUGUGAGCUCACAGAUCUGCCGUGUGGAUCCAUCUAUGAGGUCACCAUCAUAGCAACAAGCGUUGCUGGACAGAGUUUACCCAGCUACUCUGAAACACUAGAAACAGAGCCCUGUUGUCCAGCCAGUCCCACCGUGCACCAGGUCACUCAGGCGAUGACCAAUGUCUCCUGGUCUCACGCUAAAGGUGCUUAUUCAUUUAUCAGCUCCUUGACAUCACCGCAUGGUCACGCAAGCUGCCACACCCAGGACUUACACUGCCUUAUGGGAUGCAUCACUUGUGGCACAAACUACACAGUCACCAUGGAGGCUUUCAGCCACAGCGGACGCAGUGCCAACUGCACCUAUCAGGGCUUCUCAUCCAGUGCAUGUUGUCCAUCAGGUGUCAGGGUGUACAAGAUGGCUGGAAACUCUUUGCGGCUACUCUGGCGCACCGCUGGCAGCGAUCACCGUUACGUAGCUGAAAUGAUGGGCAGCAGCAACUACUACAACUGUACUACAUCUGCAGGAGAGAGCAGCUGCAAUAUUGAAAACGUCCAAUGUGGGGACAUUUAUCUUGUAGUGGUGGCUCCAUUGACACCAGAGAACAGCAAAGUCUCAUUUUGUGCUCAGAGAGUUUACUCAGUCACUUGCUCAGGAAGUGAUGUUGGUACAGUGAAUUACAGAGGCAAGAGAAGUGUAGAUGACUCAAUGGUAAGUACUAUAAAUAUAUUGCCCGUUAAAUUUGUAUUAUUAUUUGUAAUGUUCAAAUAAAAACAUCAGGUCAUGCGGGAUUGAUGUCUAAAAUGGUGUUGUGUAACUGCAUCUAUUUAUUUUUUUUAUCCACAGCUUGCUGUCAUAUGAUAUAACUAGCUCACUGUAAUUCAUCGUCAUCAGACUUGUCCCCCUCCUGCAUCAUCCCUCCUCCUUUGGAUGAAAAUAAUAUCCGCCAAUUGUAAAGGCACCUUAUCAUUUGUCCCCGUAGAAAUGGUAGUUGUUAAUCUUCCUGAUCGGAUGUGUCAUGCUGAUUGUGUAUCUUGUAACCCUCACAUUAAACUAUUCUAACAUAACCAAGCAUCCAGCACUCACGUUUAGUCAAGGAUUUGAUUAUGAAGCACAAAUGGGUACAGUUGACCUGCACUGGUUACAAUAGCUUAGAGGGUUGUGAAAAUAUGGAUUGAUGCUCAACUACCUGCAAUAUGAUAGCCUCAUUUUAAAAAUAGUCACAUACUGUAGGCCUGUAUUGUAUGAAUUGAGAUCUACUGCUUAAAAGUCGGCGGCACGGUGGACGACUGCUUAGAGCGUCAGCCUCACAGUUCUGAGGACCGGGGUUCAAUCGCCACCUUAGGGUGCCCAUGUCUGAAGCCUCAAUGAUAAACACUUAAGAAGGCUAAAUCACGUGACGACUAAAAGCUGUACCAAUCUGGUAAUUUUAUACAUUUGAAAUAAAAAAAAAUAUAUAUAUCAUUUUGACAAUUGAUCCAUCCAGACAAUUUUUAUAGGAAUUACCCCAAGUAGGA